UUUUUCAUUUAAAAAAUCUAAAUACUUUUGUUUUCUCGAUUAAAAACGCAUUAACGCGUGUCAUGAAAUUGCUGUCUAGAAGUUUUAAUUAACAUACUUUAGUAUACCGCAUUACGCAAUUUAGUAUACCGCAUUACCAGUUAUACAACUAAUGAUUUUUGGCAAUAUUUUACUAACGACUUAAUUUGUCAUAUUGAAAUUUACUAUACAUAACCAACAAUUUUAUCGAUAUUUCUUUUUUCGCAGUAUCACUCUACUAUUCAUAUUGUUUUAAAAAUAUCAAUAUCGAUAUCAAAAAUGGCAUGUAAAAGAUCUAAAGAUAAACCUUCGGAAUGCAACAGCUUUCUUCAAAGCUCUAAACGGAUGGGCCAAGUUGCAACGCACAUUCUUACUGCAGAAUCAGAAGUAGAAAUUGAUUUUAAAACAUCAAAAAAAAACAAAACAAGAAAACUCCUUUAAGUCAACAAAACAGAAAAAGAAAAAAAAAAUUAUUUUUGAAGAACCUCCUUUACCAUCAUUACCAUUAUGGAAGCCACCAAAGCUUCCUGAUUCCGAUUCAAACUUUUUGUCCCUCUGCCUCAAUGGAUCAAGUAGAUGACUUGCCAGUUACACAGAUAGUGUUUCCAUCAGAAAUGCAGUCUGUUUCACAAGCUCAACCGUUACUGCAUUCAUCUUCUUCCUUUUCUUUACCAUCUCAAAAAACUGGGAUAGACCAAAAAAAUAACUUUAUUCGGAAAGCAAAUGUUGAACCCAAUACUGUUGAAGGCAUUCAAUUUAUAGUGAACUCCAUGUACAGAAAACUUUGUGGGUUGGAAACAGAAAUGCGUUCCAUGCGUUCAAUUUUAGACACUAAUCAUGGUAAUAAAGAAAAUAUUAAUAUAGAUUAUUUACCAGCUUAUUCAGUUGAAGAGUUUAACUCUAAUGAUAAAGAUAUCAUUUGCAGAAAGUUAAAGCAAAUUGAUGGGAGAAAUGUAAGUGACUUUUUAAAAAAUGCUUUAAAAGCUUGUUUAACAGACAAGCUGUGCUGCAGCAUUAAUCGAACUGGUGCAGAUAAAAAGCGUAGGUUUAUAGGACCAGUCGAAAGUUUGAUUUUUGAUGCAGCUUACUGUUUAUUUCCAACUGCCACUGAAUCCAGUAUGACUACAAUAAUUGCGAAACACUUGAAAUAGUCUGAAGAUCGUUAUUUUGCUGCAA
Messenger RNA from Hydra vulgaris (swiftwater hydra), 1194 nucleotides. Lineage: Eukaryota; Metazoa; Cnidaria; Hydrozoa; Anthoathecata; Hydridae. The record is from RefSeq and is a predicted model, not a curated record.